AUGGAAGAUAUAAAAAUUAUAAAAAAUCAAUCAACGAUUGAAGAACGAAAAAUCGUUUACGAAUGGAAAAUUAAUCAAUUUCUUUCAAUUACAAGUUCUCCCAUGAACUGUGCAAGCCCUGACAGUAUAAUCGAAUCACCAGUUUUUUCAACUAGUAAUAUACGUGGUGAUAGUUCAUGGCGUUUAAAGAUAUUUCAUCAAAAAGAUCGACAAUUUAUACGUGGAGAACAGGCAUAUCAAACUUUCGAAAUUCGUCGAGACUGUAAUGCUCAGAAUGUCGUUGAAGUAAGUGAACUAAAUAACGAAAAAGAUAAAUAUGUACCUGAUGACACAUUAACGGUAUCCCUUGAACUUACUGAACUUAUUGUACGUUCUAACACUAGUCAACCCACCACUAAACUUCGAUUAGGAGAAUCGAAACAAAUUGUCGACGAUUUGAAAGAUCUUUUUCAUAGUAAAGAAGGCAGUGAUGUUGUUCUAAUUGUGGGAGAUAAGAAAAUUCCAGCUCACAAAACUUUGCUGGUGAGUCGAAGCCCUGUAUUUUCUGCAAUGUUUAAACAUAAGCUGAAAGAAAACCAAGAAAAUGAAGUAGACAUUCCUGAUAUGGAUCCUGAUAUUUGUGAGAAACUGUUAGAAUUUAUUUAUACGGACAAUGUGACUGAUUUUGAUCAAUUUUUUGAACGUUUAUACGAACCGGCAGAUAAAUAUCAGAUACCAGCUCUUAAAAAGGUAUGCGAAGAAUUACUUUAUAAGAACGUAAAUGUUGAAAAUGCCGUUCAAUAUCUCGUUUUACUUGACCGUCAUAAUGCUGAUCAACAUCUAGGUAAUUCAAUGCCACAACAUAAACUGGACAUUUGUUAA
This is a messenger RNA of Microplitis mediator, 861 nucleotides long. RefSeq names its product speckle-type POZ protein-like B. NCBI's taxonomy places the organism in Eukaryota, Metazoa, Arthropoda, Insecta, Hymenoptera, Braconidae. The coding region runs from base 1 to 861 and encodes 286 amino acids. Gene Ontology annotation, cellular component: cytoplasm. Gene Ontology annotation, molecular function: ubiquitin protein ligase binding. The transcript has 3 exons. The record is from RefSeq and is a predicted model, not a curated record. Gene Ontology annotation, biological process: regulation of proteolysis; proteasome-mediated ubiquitin-dependent protein catabolic process.